Messenger RNA from Fulvia fulva, 471 nucleotides. RefSeq lists its product as uncharacterized. The transcript is spliced from 3 exons. Bases 1 to 471 code for a protein of 156 amino acids. The record is from RefSeq and is a predicted model, not a curated record. Lineage: Eukaryota; Fungi; Ascomycota; Dothideomycetes; Mycosphaerellales; Mycosphaerellaceae.
AUGACCCCCGAAGAGACCGCAAUUUGCGAAGCCGUUAAGCACCAUGUGCACAUCAAGACACCACUUGAGCACUACGGCGACAUCUACAAGGCCGUAGCCGAAACUCUCGCCACGGAGCACAGCAUUACCAUCUCCUACAACACCCUCCAGUGCCGUUACGAGAAGUACUUCGUUGAGUGUGGAGGCGUCGACUCACGCAAGUACUGCCAGAAGGCAAUGAAGAAGUACUACGACGACAACCCCCUCCUGAAGAAGCCCACGUACCCUGAUCCUACGGAUGCGGUGGCGAAGAUGCAUGAGCCGAUGAAGAAGACAGUGCCACGUGAGACGGACGAGUUCGCUGAGGAUAUGGGAGCGAGCUUGCAGGCGGCAAGAGAUGAUCAGACCUUGAGCUUUAGUGACACAUUGACUUUCAGGCCAGCGACCGGGAAGCAAGGGCAGCAAGGGCAGCAGCAGCAAGGUGGAAAGUAA